AUGCACAAAGAGACUUCUUUGUUGAGCUUUGGGAUGUCUCAGGGCAUGAACGCUAUAAGGAUUGUAGAUCUCUUUUUUAUACACAAGUUAAUGAGAAGGACAAAGACCAACUUGCAAAAGUGGGCUGUUGAGAUUGCAACAACCGGUACAUUUUCAGCUCCUCUGGGAUCUGGUGGUCCUGGAGGUCUUCCUGUUCCUUAUUUAGUUAUUGGUAACAAAACUGAUAUUGCUGCAAAAGAGGGCACAAGGAUAAGCAGUGGAAAUCUUGUUGAUGUUGCUCGCCUGUGGGUUGAGAAACAUGGCCUGCUUCCUUCAAGUGAAGAACUUCCCUUGACAGAGAGCUUUCCAGGCUCUAGUCUUUUGGCUGCUGCUAAAGAAGCCAAAUAUGACAAGGAAGCUGUGAUUAAGUUUUUCCGCAUGUUGAUUCGAAGAAGAUAUUUCUCAGAUGAACUUCCAGGACCUAGUUCAUGGUCUAUAAGCCCAUUGCAAAACACCAUUCACCGUGCAGAUGAAAAUGCUAGUAAUGAUGACCGUUUGCAUCGAAGAUUGAGCAUAAGCGGGGAAGCUUCCGCGCAUAGUGCUCUUCCAGUUCCACCACUUCCUGCUCAGCAUAACCUUACUCCGCCGCGAACACACUACCCUCAGCAACCAGUGUCGGGGCCCGAGAGUUACAGCUUCCAGAGAUAUUCUGCUUAUGGUUUGCCUGAAAGUAGCCGCACUCAAUCAAAUCGGGCCGAUAUUAAUGUUUGAUAUUUUGGUUGAUCAUAGUGUUUGUUUAUCGCCAUAUUCUUUGUGAUCAAGUUCUGUUUGUAAAGUUCUUGUCUAUGUGGAAUGUGGAACUUUCCGUGGAAUGCUUUAUGAUACU
Zingiber officinale is the source of this 865-nucleotide messenger RNA. RefSeq names its product small GTPase LIP1-like. The coding region runs from base 1 to 750 and encodes 249 amino acids. The record is from RefSeq and is a predicted model, not a curated record. Lineage: Eukaryota; Viridiplantae; Streptophyta; Magnoliopsida; Zingiberales; Zingiberaceae. The transcript has 5 exons.